Thamnophis elegans (Western terrestrial garter snake) is the source of this 2659-nucleotide messenger RNA. RefSeq names its product elongin BC and polycomb repressive complex 2 associated protein (gene EPOP). The transcript has a single exon. The coding region runs from base 80 to 1969 and encodes 629 amino acids. Lineage: Eukaryota; Metazoa; Chordata; Lepidosauria; Squamata; Natricidae. The record is from RefSeq and is a predicted model, not a curated record.
GGGAAGAGGUUGGAAGAAGAGCCGCUUCUACUAGCUCCCCACUGGCGGCUUCCCUUUUAUUAUUGUUUUUAUUUUAAACAUGUUUCUGACCUGCGGGAUGGCUCCAGCCGCGGCUUCCGCCGCCACUUCCAUGGAUUACAAUGGAGAUUUCCAAGCGGGUUAUCAGGAAAUCGACGGCAUCAGUUUGGGUUACCUGCAGAUUAACGGCACGAGGAUGUUUGCUCUGACCCAGGUCUUCAGCGACCUUUUUAAGGACAUUCCUCGGGCCGCCGUGAGCAAAAAAAUGGAAAGCCUCCAGAUCCAGAGUCGCCGGUGCGACUUGAAGGAGCUGCGCACUCUCAAAGCCAUCCAGUCGGUGCCAAUGCGCGCCGUCAAGUGUUCGCUCAUUUCCAAGGCAGACCUGGAGGCCCUCUGCACCUCCUGCAAGGCCUUAACUCCCAGGAGGAGGAAGAGGAAGAGGAAAGUCAAGAGGAGGGAAGCCGAGGUUCUGUUCGAGCGGCCCCGGUUACUCCCGGUGUAUGACGAACCCGACCACCACGCCUUUCGUGCCACUUUGGGUGCCGGCUGCGCCAAGCGCGAAGCGCUCUUCGGAGCUCCAUUUGCUAGGAGCUACGAGAAACCUGCGCCGCCUUCCAAAAGCUUCAGCCGGAACGGUAGAGCGCACCUCCUGGCCGGCGUCCUCAACGCUUACCCCGGGGACUUGCAAUUCCUGCACUCGGCAGUCAGGGCGCACGGAACCGGUCAACCGCCUCGCGAGCCGGAGAUCGGGCGCCCUAAGCGCUCCACUUGCGGCUGCCUGGCCAAGAAAGGUCGCUCAGCCUCUACCGCAGGCUCCAAGAGGCAAGGUACGUCGGCUGGCUAUUCCAGUGAUUCGGAUUCCAGCGGCGCGUCAAGCCCGGCAACUUCCAGCGAUUCUUCGGAAGAUGAGGAGGAGGAGGAGGAAGACGACGAUGAAGAGGAGGAGGAGGAGGAGGACGAAUCUUCCUGCAGUAGCGAAGACGGCAGCUCCUCCGGGUCAGAAAGUAGUUCUCUAUGCAGUGGCGACUCAGUGCAAAGCACGCGGUACAGACAGGCCGCCCUUCCCCGCAUCCCUCCCCAAAAUGCAUCUUCUCAAGUCUUUCCCAGCGUGCCCAAAGCACUGCGCCCUGACCCGAACUUGAUCUUUUGGGCCAGGACGUUGCGCGCGUCCACUUUAGAAAGUUUCAAGCCGAUUGCUACCACUACGCCCAAGGAGCUUCAGCAGGACAGAUCGGAGGCCCGGCAUUCUCGUCCGGUCGGCCCUAGCGAAAGACCGCAGCCAAAGAACGUAGGCGUCAGGGAGGCGUCGGAGUUGGGUGUCCAGGAGGGCGAAGAGGCCGACUUCCUGAGCAUUCCCGAUGGUGUCCGAGCCGAUGAGCAGGAUAAAACCGAGGAAGCCGCGCUUCAGCAGAUCUCCGAGGAAGGGUCAGGCAGAGGGGCCCAUUUCGACCGGCUUAUCAGGCAAUCGAAACUGUGGUGCUACGCCAAAGGGUUCAACGUGGAUGGGAAAGGGUUUCGCAGAGCCGAGCAGGCCAAAGGGUGUUCUCCCACUUCCAAAGCUGGCCUCCUUAGCCUGGCCAACAGACCGCUGAAAGGGAGCAGCGACUCGGAAAGGAGUGCCAGGAGAAGUCGAGUUGACCAGGCCAAAGGGAGGCCCCCCAAGAUCCCGAGGAAGAAGACCCCAAAGGGGGGCACCCCGCCUUGCAAGCGCUUGCUCAGUACCAGUCCAGGGCCUGUAAGGAAUUCAUUUACUUUGAUGGGCACUUUUCCAUGUACCCCCGCAUUAGUCGUGGGUUCCGAUGGGGAUCUGUGUCCUGCUUCCUCCCUAUGCGUCAAAGACUCUUGCACCCUUGCCAAAACGCACCCACUUUGGACCUGGCAGCUGGGGGGCAAUGCCAUCCCCAUGCCUCCCAGCCUGAAAUUCGGGGGAUAUGGUUUUGAAAAAGUCUAGAUGGAAGAUUUUAAAUUAGUUUAUGUGCAACAAUUUGUCUUUUGUGGAGGGAAGAGUGUGGAUGGGAAAGGAAAAAUAGUAUAUAUUCUGUAAAGAAAAGGAAACUGAUCUUGCAAUCUCAAGUACAUAAACUUGGAAAUAACCUUUUUGGUUUCAGUGGCCUUUAAUUCCAAGUCAUGUGAUAAUAGCAAUUGAUGAUGUUUAAACUCAUUUGCCCCAAAGUAAGACUAGCUGAAAUAGAUAAAAACGUUUUUUAAAUAUAAAAAGUGCAAUCAAAUAUAUAAUUAUUCAGAAGGAAUUUUGGGAUUUAAUUAUGUAUAAGUGGCUGUAAGUUUGAAGCCUAAAAGUUUUCAAAAGAAGAAUGGACUUUUGAUUCCCAAAUAGCUCAAGUUUUUUUAAAAAACAAUCCUGAAAAUCUCCAUCUCUUGCCAUUUCUGACAUUCCUUUAUUUAUGCCAUUGGCUUUGUUUUAAAGAGCCCAUCCAAACAGUAAUUCUUAAUAAAAUUGCACACCUUUGAAACUAUAAAAAUUAAAUCUUACUUGGCAAUGAUUAUAGGGAGCCAAAAUAAAUGAUUAAAAAGAAAUGUUGACAGUAAGAGAAAGUAACUUGAAAAUAAAGUUGAGUAUAAAUAUCUAAUUUCUAUGCUUUAGUUGGGGAUACAGUGUUUUUGUUCAUGUUGCACAUUUAUA